Molecule: messenger RNA, 2190 nt
Organism: Prorocentrum cordatum
Lineage: Eukaryota; Dinophyceae; Prorocentrales; Prorocentraceae
Source: the annotation of a GenBank genome assembly
AGCCAUGCUGGCUCAGGGCCCUCCGCCUAGAGGAGCCGCCGGCGGCGCGCAGAGGUGAGGCUUCGACGUCUGUCGCUCCGACUCUUUCCAAGCCGCCGCCGAGAUCCAUGGGACUGCUGCCCCACGUCUCGACGUACUCCGCCGGCGCUGCGGAGCAGUCCGCCGUCUUCGUGGGCGCGCUGCUGGGGUUCCUGACGUCGGCGGCGCUGCUGGCCCACGCGGUGGCGUGCCGGGGCCUCGCGCGGCAGCUGUGGCGGGCCCUCGCCAGCAGGCUCCAGUGGUCCGACCCUGCCAUGCGAGAGGACGUACUGAAGAAGAUCAGAGCCGAGAGUCUGCAUCACGCCUGCUGCAUAAACCUCUUCGUCACCGUGUGGUGCUGCGUGAACUGCGGCAUGAUGAUCGUCCACAUCGCCUCCGGAGCCCCUCGGUGGAUGACCGUCUGGCAGGACGCGGUGUGGACAUGGGCAACAUUUGCCUGCAUCAUCUGCCAGAUGGCCCUGAGGCACACGCCGCACCACCUGACAGUCGACGCGGUGUAUGUGUGCUUCAUGGUCGGGCAGACGCUCUUCGUGAGCGUGGGCCCCGCGGAGCAGGUGCCUUUCAUCUCCGCGGCGGGCUUCUCGGUCCUCGUCCGUGGGUUGUGGAGCCUGGCGUGCAUGCGGGUCCCCGCAGUCACGGUCCUGACGACUUUCCACUUCCUCUCCGUGUGCGCUGGCUUUGCACGCACACAGGCGCCCUGCGCCGAGGACGGCGGAUCCCAGAACCUCCAGGUAUUCGUCCUGUGUGAGUUCAUUGGGGAUGCCGGGAUAGUGCUGUGCACCCUGGUGUGGCGGCACUUCUGCCGUGUGCGGGUCCUGCACGAGAUCCAGGCUUCCAUAUCGCAGAGCGAGAACGAGGCGGCGAGGAACCUCCUCAACAUCGUCUGCGACUCUACAGUGGAGCUGGACGGGAAGCUGCAGGUCAUGGACGAGACCCCGCGCCUCGCGAGCCUCCUACAGCACGGCUCUGACCGGUCCCUGAGGGGCUCGAGCAUGCUGCAGUACGUGAUAAAGGAGGACCAGGGGCUGUUCGCGGACCGCAUCUGCUCCGUCAGCGACGAGUGUAUGGCGAACGUGUUCCACGUGCGCGUGCGCGACGGCAUCAACAAUGUCCUCACCAUGGAGGUCUUCCACGUCCGGGUGAACCGCUUCCUGAGGGCCAGCUCCCACCUCAUCGGGCUGCGGGAGUACAACGACGCCGCGGAGAACGUCGGCCAGCUGCGGCUGCCCGAGGGGCCGAAGCGGAGCAGGCGCCACGGCGCCCCGAAGGCCAGCGAGGCGGCCCCGCCCAAGGGGUCGCCCUCUCCGGCGGACGCCGAGGGGGCGUGCCCGCCGGGGCAUGAGCUGGGCGGUCCGCCGUCCUGGGAGUCGUCCUCGCCCACGCCGUCGCCCUCCACCAGCAGCCUCUGCGGCGGGGAUGGCGAGGUCGCAGCCUGGAUCGAGCUGUGCUCCGACUGCUGGACCAUCUGCAGCUCCACCGCGGGCUUCGCGCUGUUCUGGGGCUCCGGCUCGAGGAACAGCCGCAUCUCCCCGGGGGCGCGCGAGCUGCUGCAGUGGAUCAAGCCCGACCAGAAGGAGGACCUGAUCGGCUGGGCGCAGUCCUCGUACCAGCAGCUGCGGGGCGUGGUGCCCUUUAUGGGCGCCGCCUCGAAGGGCGCGAAGCAUUCGGUUCACUUCCGCCCCCCGUCGCUCUGGCAGGUCAAGUCGAGGCUCGCGUAUGUGGCCAACAUCACCAUCUCUCUGCCCAAGGACGAGCGCCAGCACCAGGCCAUGAUUGCGCGGCUCGCCUUCUCCGACAUCCGGGUGCUGCAGCAGGGCCGCGCUCCGCCGACCGUGCAGGCUUUGUAGAGUGGGGCCAAGGCCACGCCAGUGGGGACAGGGUUAGAACGUCCAGGGGAUCGGCGAAGGGAUGCUUACAAUGGCUGAGCACCAGCACCCGUCCCCAUGGCGGUGCGGCUCACCUUCUCCGGCGUCUGUGUGUGGCGCAGAUGCGCCGCGCCCCGGCCAACGCCUGCAGGCUCUUGUGCCGUGCCGCCGCGACUGCCGGACGGCCAGCGUCCGUCGCCGCGACUUUUCUGGCUCGGCUGCCGAGGUUCCGCCGAUCCGCCUCCUUUCUCACCACCCUCCCUCCUCCUCCUCCUCCUCCUCCUCC